Symsagittifera roscoffensis is the source of this 2420-nucleotide messenger RNA. RefSeq lists its product as uncharacterized. Bases 1630 to 2370 code for a protein of 246 amino acids. The transcript is spliced from 3 exons. The record is from RefSeq and is a predicted model, not a curated record. NCBI's taxonomy places the organism in Eukaryota, Metazoa, Xenacoelomorpha, Acoela, Convolutidae.
AAGAUAAUGCCACUGUAUGUGAUAGUAGCACGUAGCUCUUGUUAUCUCAGCAAAAUUUGCUAGUCGGUGGUCGUAUUUUGCUAGCAAUAUUUGUCCCCCUCUGUUUUAAUACGUCCCCCUAACCCCUUUUACAAUACACACAAAGUCCCCCUCUCUUUGGCAAUAUAGCAAGCAAGCAAGCAUAGCUCAUUUAUACCGUAUACAACAAUACUACUGCAUACUACUGUUGGAAGAGCUACAUUGGUUUGUGAACCAACCGCCCCUCUGUAUUUUACAUUACAAAAUGGGGAAAUGGAACCGAAUCGAAAUGUGCCUCAAAAUGGGAGCUGCAUAUUAUAAUAGUAUUUUACAGCUCUAGUCUCGAACGGGGAAUUAUAAAACCCCCUGUUGUGUUUUCCCUUCCCCCUUUCCCCGCUCUAAUUCUAAAUUCACUUUCCCAUUGCACCCACCCAUGCUAUAGUUAUUGCCGCUUUUCCUCCCUUUCUGCUGUUGUGUGUUCUGAACGCCCGAAAGCAAAACGAGAUACUGAAAAAUAUACGACAAUUUUACUUCACAUUUAAACGUUUAAAUUCUUCACGUAAGUUUAACGAGCAACGAAACGCACAACGCAACAAAGCGGAAAAAUAAGGGGUGGGGUUGGAAAACUGCGUUGCAAUAAUUUCAAAACGUGAAACGGGAAACCAUUUUGGCUUUCAAAGCUUUUGUUUCUUUCAAAUUGUCUAUUUUAGCCGUAAAGUUAGAAACUUACAUCUCUUCCAAGUUUCAGGUUACUUUUGCGUGAAAGAAAGUCUAUGUUUGGGAUCUAUUUUGAAUCGUUAUUUCCACAUCAAUUCAAAUUGAUGUCCUCAUUGUAAUUUCUUAUGUUAGAUCUUUCAAUAUUUCACACCCUUCAAAAAACAUGAGCAAUUGAAAUCAAGUAGUUUUUAGUUUGGAAUAGAUGCUGCACAUUUCGAAUUUGAUGCAAAACUUCCUUUAUGACCUUGAACUUAACCUUUUCCUUUGAGUUUGACCUUUAACUUCCUUCAAUUUAUGAUAUUUGUUUGUACAUUCGAAGCAAACAGAAUCGAUUCUCUGAAGUUUAAACAAUCUAGAAGUCGAAUCUUAGCAAAUAUAUAUUUUGGCUAUUGUAAUCAGUUUUUGAGUGUCGCUUAAAUCAUUUCCAGCUUCAUAACAUGGAUGUUUACAACCUUAUAACCUUAUAUUAUGUGAAAGAAAAUUUUAUAUUUGAGAAUUAGAACAUGAAUGAAUGCGUUCAAUAACUUCAUUUUUCAAAUAUCAAUUUUCUCAAGUACGUAAAGCUGUACUUACGAAAAAUUACUUCAGUGAUUGUUUAAACUCACCUUCUUCAUUCUGUUCAUGCGCUCGGCUUCAUAUUCUGCCUUCGUUUUAGUCCUCGUCCAUAGUCCCCCUCCAAACCAAUAAGACAGAAAACUGUCCAUAAUUCCUCCCCCACCCGUCUGUUUACCAUUGACACCUGAAGGCAUCUCCUAGACGACCGGACGCCCAGUCGAUAACACGAUAUUGGAUUGUAUUUUAGAGAUACUUUACACACUUGAAGAUUUUGCAGAGCCCAGCUGAUAACGUGUGGUUGGAAAAAAAAUUAUUUACAUAUAUUUUUAUUUUGAAAAGAUGCUGCGGUCCUGUAACUCGACACUUAAAAGAAGUGCGAUGGAACUGCUUGAAUCGCAAUGGCAAAGAGUAGGAGAAAGAGAUAAUCACGAGGAGUUGCAAGUGAAACUGGAACCAGAAGAUGAGGCAGAGGCCCUGGAUUUGAGGUGCCUGGAUAGCUUCUGGUCCCAAUGCUCUAGGGUAUCAUCGCCCCAAUCUGUACCACUCGCUCCCGCCCGAAAAAUUCCAAAACAUCAAUUCAGUUCAGCAUGCGAAGACGUUUUGGACGAAAACAUCCUCGACCUCAGAAAAAAACCUGUGUUACCAUCCCCUUUGAACUUAGCUGUCAACUACCUAGACCGAUCCAACCUUGACCUUUCAUGUCCAGACCUCACAAUUAACCUAUUCAGCCCCAGUUUCGGAAGCGAAGAAAUUAGUCCCGAAUUGUCCCCAGAUAAAUCGAAAUCAGGUCCCACUUUCCCGAAAUUCGGCAAAAUGGUCGACGGUCGCAGAAUUUGUCCAAUGUGUCAAAUGACAUUUCGAAACAGCGACAAAGCAAGACGUCAUUUUUUGUCCUUACAUUCCGGAAUGGGCCUGCAAUGUGCAAUAUGCUGUGUAGUCAUGACUCGAAGAGACAAGUUGAAAAAUCAUUUGAUGAAGCAGCACUAUUUAGCCCCAGACGUGGCCAAAAUGUUCGCAGCUAAUGCUAGUUUAAUAGCAAAAGACAGCGACAGUGCUUUAAACAGUAAAUACUUUAAAUGAGGUGCUUGCAGCUAAACUGAUUAUUUUCUGAAAGUUAAUGUUUCAUUUUC